Messenger RNA from Penicillium canescens, 1572 nucleotides. Its product is annotated as sugar porter family MFS transporter. The record is from RefSeq and is a predicted model, not a curated record. Gene Ontology annotation, biological process: carbohydrate transport; transmembrane transport. Bases 1 to 1572 code for a protein of 523 amino acids. Gene Ontology annotation, cellular component: membrane. The transcript has 3 exons. Gene Ontology annotation, molecular function: carbohydrate:proton symporter activity. Lineage: Eukaryota; Fungi; Ascomycota; Eurotiomycetes; Eurotiales; Aspergillaceae.
AUGGGCUUCGCGCUGAAGAGGCCUGCUGAGGCCACGGGCUCUGCAGCCCCGGCAAUCAUUAUUGGAUUGUUCGUUGCUUUUGGUGGUGUUCUCUUUGGAUAUGACACAGGUACCAUCAGUGGUAUCCUCGCCAUGAAGUUCUGGCGUGAGAUGUUCUCUACCGGUUACAUCAACGAGAAGGAUGGUCUUCCGGAUGUCACCUCCUCCCAGUCCUCCAUGAUCGUCUCUCUCCUCUCUGCUGGUACAUUCUUCGGUGCUCUCGGUGCCGCCCCUAUUGCCGACAAGUUCGGUCGUCGCAUGGGUAUGGUCAUCGAGAGCGUCGUCUUCGUCUUCGGUGUCAUCCUUCAGACCGCCGCUACCUCCAUCCCCCUCUUCGUCGCUGGUCGUUUCUUCGCCGGUCUGGGUGUCGGUCUCCUCUCUGCUACCAUCCCCCUCUACCAGUCUGAGACCGCUCCUAAGUGGAUCCGUGGUACAAUCGUCGGUGCCUACCAGCUAGCCAUCACAUUCGGUCUCCUUCUCGCCGCCAUCGUCAACAACGCCACCAAGGACCGCAUGGACACAGGCUGCUACCGCAUCCCCGUCGCCGUCCAGUUCGCCUGGGCCAUCAUCCUCGUCGUUGGAAUGCUCAUUCUCCCCGAAACCCCCGCUUCCUCAUCAAACAAGACCGCCACGAAGAAGCCAUCCGUGCACUCGCCCGCCUCCGCCGCAUGGACAUCAACGACCCAGCCCUACCUCGGAAAGGCCUCCUACUUCGAGAUCGUCAAGGGCUCCCUCGGCAAGCGUCUCGCUACCGGCUGCGCCGUCCAGGCCCUGCAGCAGCUCGCAGGUGUCAACUUCAUCUUCUACUACGGCACGACCUUCUUCCAGAACUCCGGCAUCCAGAACUCCUUCGUCAUCACCCUCAUCACGAACAUCAUCAAUGUCGUCUCCACCUUCCCCGGUCUGUACAUGGUCGAGAAGUGGGGCCGUCGUCCUUUGCUCAUGUUCGGUGCUGUCGGCAUGUGUGUCUCGCAGCUCAUCGUCGCUAUCGUCGGUACCGCUACCAACUCCGAUGUCUCGAACAAGGUCCUCAUCGCCUUCGUCUGCGUUUACAUCUUCUUCUUCGCUAGCUCUUGGGGUCCCGUCGCUUGGGUCGUUACCGGUGAGCUGUACCCGCUCAAGGCCCGUGCCAAGUGUCUCUCUAUCACUACUGCCACCAACUGGCUGCUCAACUGGGCUAUUGCCUACGCCACCCCUUACAUGGUGAACAGUGGUCCUGGCAACGCGAACCUCCAGUCUAAGGUUUUCUUCAUCUGGGGUGGUUUCUGCUUUAUCUGUGCUAUCUUCGUUUACACUUGCAUUUACGAGACUAAGGGUCUUUCCCUUGAGCAGGUUGAUGAACUUUACGCCAAGGUUCCUGUUGCUUGGAAGUCGGUUGGCUUUGUUCCUUCCGUGAACUACACUGAUGUUCGUGAUGUUGCUGCUAACAUGAAGAGUGGUGAUCUUGCUCAGCUUGAGAUUGAUGCUGGUGAGAAGCGUGCUGGUGAGCAUGCUACUCACCAUGAGAGUGUCGGUGCUAAGGCUGAUGUUUGA